This is a messenger RNA of Pseudophryne corroboree (corroboree frog), 1401 nucleotides long. Its product is annotated as paraneoplastic antigen Ma3 homolog. Bases 1 to 1401 code for a protein of 466 amino acids. The transcript has a single exon. Gene Ontology annotation, molecular function: nucleic acid binding; zinc ion binding. Lineage: Eukaryota; Metazoa; Chordata; Amphibia; Anura; Myobatrachidae. The record is from RefSeq and is a predicted model, not a curated record.
AUGGAAGAAGUAACCCCGGCUGACGUGUACCGUUGGUGUAGGGAGAAAGGAGUGGAACCCUUGUGUAGUUUCGGAUUGGGAGGACCACUGUCUAUAGUCAGUGACGACCUCGUACUAAAAGCACUGGGAAACCUGUAUGGAGUUAGCCAACCUUGUGUGGUUGCACGGUGGAAAGGACUAGCUGGCGACACGUAUGCCAUACUGGUUAGUAAUAGGAACUCAUUGGACCAGACCCUCCUACCAAGUAUGGUCGUUAUUGAGGGGCUUCCCGGGUGGAAGAUACAGUUGGUGUGGCCCGAAGGGAGAGAUAGUGGGGAGGAAGAGGCUGCGUCCGAAGAGGAUCACGGAGACACCCACCCAUCCCCAGGGGACGGCUUACACUUGACCAGCGGGGAAGCCGAAUGCCCUGGGAAUAAGAAUGAAAUUAUCGGGACAGGAGUCGACGUCGUAGUAGAUAAGAUGGUUAGUCAACUGGAAAGAUGGCAUUAUGAAGGCGGCUAUCGACGGUUAAGAAUAUUCUCCGGAAUCAUGCCUGUACCUGCAGGAGAGGAGGGUUAUGACACCAUGAGGGAGGCAGCAGUCCAGCAUUCGGAGGAGUGGCAGUGCCCCGAGCAUAUCAAAAAACAACGUAUAGUGGAAAGCCUAAGGGGGCCCGCCAUGGGAGUAGUACAGGCCACCCGGAGGAGCAAGUUGAAUGCUACUCUCAAAGAUUACAUUGAGACUCUCGAUUUCUCCUUUGGAACUUUAGAGGACGUGGGUGAUUUAAUGGCUAGAUUGACCCGUACAUAUCAAGAGCCUGGAGAGACACUGACCCACUUUAUAUACCGGGUGGAUAGAUUACUAUACAAGAUUGUAGACAAAGGGGGUAUAGAUAAGGGUGCAGUUGAUGCAAGCAGGAUGAAACAGGUGCUAAAAGGGGCAUUGACAACUAACCCUGUGGCUCAGAGACUUAGAUGUACCCGGGCGACUGGGACGCCGCCUACUUUGACGGAUCUGGUAAAAGAAGUUAAGCUGGAGGAGGUUCAGAUUGAAGCUCGGGAGAGAAAUGUAAAAAAAGUCAAAGUUGUGAUGCCAACAGUCACUCCUCCACCAAUGGAUGACCGAUUCUUGAAGUUAAUUGAAGAACAGAACAAAAAAAUUGAUCAGUUGAUAGCCCUGCAAACCCAGGCUGAGCCCCUACCUUAUUGGAACCUAGGAACCGGGCGAGGGAUAAGUCGAGGCAGGGGUGGUCGGAAUCCUAUAAUAUGCUACAGCUGUGGUCAGCCAGGACACAGAUCAUUUGAAUGCCCAGGUAAUGGGUCCCAGAGAGGGGAAUACAGUGGACCAGUGAGGAGAAGAACAGCACCAUUGGAAAACCCCAUUGGGAGCUCUGUGACCCCCGCACAGGCUCCCCAAUCAUAA